AUGGCAACUCAAUUUCCCACCAAGCGUUGUGGUGUACUUGGAUGUACCGGCUCUGUUGGCCAAAGAUUCAUUCUCCUCCUUGCCCAACAUCCAUAUUUUAAACUGCACGCCGUAGGAGCCUCUUCGCGUUCCGCAGGCAAGAAAUACAAAGAUGCUGUCAAAUGGAAACAAGCCUUCCCUAUGACCGCCGAGAUUGGUGAUCUAGUGGUCAAGGAAUGCAAAGCAAGCGAAUUCGCGGAUUGUGAUAUUGUAUUCAGUGGAUUAGAUGCUGAUGUUGCGGGUGAUAUUGAGAUGGAAUUUAUGAAGGCUGAACUAGCCGUUUUCUCCAAUGCCAAAAACUACCGCCGCGAUCCAAUUGUCCCUCUCAUUGUCCCCACAGUCAACCUUCCACAUUUCGACCUCAUCCCUCAUCAACGCCGUGCCCACUCCUUAAAGAAAGGUUUCCUCGUCUGCAAUUCCAACUGUGCCGUCAUCGGUAUAGUAAUCCCCUUCGCCGCCAUCCAAAAAGCUUUCGGAGAAGUCGACCAGGUGAGCGUAGUCACCAUGCAAGCUGUCAGCGGUGCCGGCUAUCCAGGAGUAAGCAGCAUGGAUAUUCUUGACAAUGUUGUUCCAUUCAUUUCUGGUGAGGAAGAUAAAUUAGAAACGGAAGCGCAAAAGAUUCUUGGAAAGGUCAAUUCGGAAAUCACUGGGUUUGAGGAUCAGUCCGACUUGAAAAUUUCGGCAGCCUGCAACAGAGUCGCGGUUCUAGAUGGCCACAUGGCCUGUGUGUCUCUCCGCUUCAAGAACCGUGAUGGACCUAAACCUACCGCUGAAGAGGUCAAGAAGGCUAUGAGAGAAUAUGUUAGUGAAGCUCAGACAUUAGGAUGUCCGUCGGCGCCAGAGCCGGCCAUUGCGGUUAUGGACGAGCCGGAUAGGCCACAGCCAAGAUUAGAUCGCAAUACACAAAACGGGUACACAGUUAGCGUUGGAAGAAUUAGACAAGAUGAUAGUGGGAUCUUUGAUCUCAAAUUCGUGGCUUUAAGUCAUAACACGGUUAUUGGAGCAGCUGGGUCUUCGAUAUUGAACGCUGAGGCGGCGGUCCUCAAGGGUUAUAUCUAA
Messenger RNA from Sclerotinia sclerotiorum 1980 UF-70, 1098 nucleotides. RefSeq lists its product as hypothetical. The record is from RefSeq and is a predicted model, not a curated record. Gene Ontology annotation, molecular function: NAD binding; aspartate-semialdehyde dehydrogenase (NADP+) activity; NADP binding. Gene Ontology annotation, biological process: L-threonine biosynthetic process. Bases 1 to 1098 code for a protein of 365 amino acids. The transcript has 4 exons. NCBI's taxonomy places the organism in Eukaryota, Fungi, Ascomycota, Leotiomycetes, Helotiales, Sclerotiniaceae.